Molecule: messenger RNA, 6191 nt
Organism: Conger conger (European conger)
Lineage: Eukaryota; Metazoa; Chordata; Actinopteri; Anguilliformes; Congridae
Product: glutamate-rich protein 1
Exons: 6
Coding region: 343-1311 (322 amino acids)
Source: RefSeq, a predicted model, not a curated record
AGAAGGUCCAAUAGCAAUCGCCGAACUAUUCCGUCUCUUUUCAGCCAGGUGGAUUUUCAAAUGUGUAUAAGUCACUGGUUGUUAUCUUAAUCAUCAUUAACUAUGUAACUAUAACAGUGAACAAUAUCACGAGUCAGUCACUAUUACUAAUCGUUUAAUAAUAGUAGCUAGCUCGCUAUAUUAGCACGUUUCGGUGGGUACACUGCCAGGGAGGACACUCUUUAUUAACUCGCUAGCUAGCUAGCUAACUAGUUAGUUUAAGAUUUUGGGUAUCAUGUAAGAGAAACUUAAACAUGGCAAAAGACGUAUAAGUAACGAUACUACAAGAGAAUCAACUACAACAUGGCAAAUAGGAAAGAAGUUUUUCAGGAGAAGCUUAUGAGGAGACUCUACCCAGUACCUCCCAACACUGAAAAACCACAGGCGGCAUUGACCAACUCAGGAUCAGCCUCUGUAAAGACACACGUUAAAGUGAAAGCCAUUAGAGGCACAGUAACGGCAGGAGAUGAAGGAAGAAACAAGCUGCCGCAGAGAAGAGUGUACACCGUUCUUCCUCCGCCCGAUGGCUAUAGGUCAGGUGACGGAGAGUCGCCCGCAUUCCCUGAGCCAGGAAACAUAAAUACCGAAGGUGACCAAGCUGCAGAUGCCCGAGAUGACGGAAGCCCAGAGCCAGCCGGCGGUGGACGCCACAGGCGGAGGAAACGCCACAGAGAGGCGGGAGGAGGAGCAGAGGUGGAGAGGGACACGGGCGGGGCCGGGGAGGCCGGGGCCGAGAAGAUGAGCAAGAACAGGAGGAGGAAGGAGAAGAAGAGGAGACGCAAAGAGAGGCUGCUCUCCCUGGGCCUCGUGCCUGGUGCCGCCGCGGUGGAGUUCACCUACCAGCCAGGGCUGGCCGAGGAGGAGGAGGAGGAGGAGGAGGAGUGUCGAGAAGAGAAGAUGGCGGAGCUGCUGGACUUCCUCCAGGCCACGUGGGAGAUCUGCCUCUCUGACAGUGGUGUGUCAGGGACCACUCAGGUACCGGAGGCAGUGAUGCAGGGCCUGACGGCCGGCCUGCUCCAUGGCUCGCCAUCCCCCGCGGACCUGCUUUGGCUGCACCGCCUCAAGGCCCUGGUGCUGCGGCGGGACGCAGGAGGCCUGGCGGGAGCCCUGGAGGAGUUCCGCCGCCAAUCGACCAUGCCCCACGAGGAGACUUCAGCUAUCUGCUCCUUAUUCUGCUAUUGGCUGACGGACAUUCUACCCAUGCGGAGCGAUCAGAAGCCGGGUGGGCCCCUCGUCCCAACGUCGACCACUCCGCUGGAACCUGUGCUGUAACGGGGACUGUCACGUUCUGUUGGGAGACAUUUUUACCUAGCUGAAGAAGUCUGUACAUUUCUAUUUUUUUUAUUGCAUCAUGCUUCAAGAGAAGUGUAAAGGCCCGGACACACCAAACCGACGGUCGGCCGCGGAGCGCCGACAAAGAUCGCCUCGCGUCGAUACGCGUCGUUAAUGUUGGCGGUGCCGAACACACCGCAACGACGGUCCGCCGACGGCCGAGUUGCACGUACGUUCUGCGCCUGCGUGAGAGGUGGCGGUAGUCUGUAUUUGUCCGGGGAAUGCGUUUGCAUUGCGUUGGACCUAGAAGCAGCCAUUGUCUCGCUCACAACAAACAGUUUGCAGCAAUUUCCUUGUUCUCUCGCUAUUUAGUAAUACUAAUCGAAAAUUAUGUCUGUUAAUCAUAGUAACUUUGGAAUGGCUUGCUUUCGUCGCUUCCAUUUCUCUUCUCGUGCACUUAUUCGCUAGCUGGACAGCCAAUCAGAGAGCUCUCUCUCAUCGAUGGCUCUGGGAGCCCUCCAAAACACGCCGACGGAGUGUCGGCGUGCGGGACACACCGGAAAGACUCGGCCGACAGGGCGCCACCGACGGCCGACCGUCGGUUUGGUGUGUCCGGGCCUUUAAUAUUGAAUUCAUCUUUAAUGGUUCUGACAUAUUUUCCCCACAUGUCCAUUCCAAUGAAAGCUGCAACAACUCGCAAGAAUUACCGUUCAUCGGGGAUUUGCGAACCAUCAGCCACUGGUGACAAAGUCAUUGCCAGAGGGCCGUGUGUAUGCAGGUUUUCAUUCCAGCAAAUGAAUGCUGCUUUAAGUGAUUUCAAUGACUAAUUCUGCCAUAUGCUUUAUCUAAUUGCAUUAAACUUUAUAACCUACAGCCCUAAUUCAGCAAAUAAUUGAACUAGUUAUAUAAUCGGCAUCUGAGGCUAGAAAUAAAACCAGCACACACACGGCUCUCUUUGGCACUGAGUUUGAGACCACUGCAAUAGAAGGUGCAACAACUCACAGCAAUUAGCUUUCAUCAAGGAAUUGCUAGCCAUUGGUGGUUGUUGGUCUGUCGGCCCUUUGGGACUGGUCAUGGCUGUGCAGUUGGAGAAGACAUCAUUGUGGAGUGCCGCCCGUGUUGCUUCGCAGUGAAAUGGCAGGUGCUAAUUCCGUGCAGCUUUCGGUAAAUGGUAAACGUCAACAGUGUUCUAUGGCAGCUCAUUGACAUUACUGACAUCUAAAUCCCAUUAUCAGUUUGACUGCCUUUAUUCCCUGUCAGUUAUUCCUCAUCCACGUGAUGCUGCAUUAUACCUGGAGGCAAAGGGAGCCUUCAGUACCUCGCAUUUGUCAAAGCCACCACUUUCCCCUGUACUCCAACCAAGAGCAUUUAUUUUCCGUAGUGAUUAUUUUGCAGAAUGUUUCCUGAAGUAGCUUGAAUGUCAUUCCAUUAAUGUCUGAUUUACCAAACUUAUUUUGUGUGAUGAACUGAGGUCAGAAGUCACAUUGUCAACAUCAUCAACACUUUUCUGUAGAUACGUGAAGUGCACUUAAGAAGGUAGGCUAUGUAUGAUUUAAUCAACCUUUUUAAAUUAAAAUCGGGUUGUUCCACAGUAGUUUACAAUGGACAAUUUCAAGACUGAAAUAAACCUCAGUUGUGCCAAAGUGGCAAAAACUUAACAUUAGUCCCUGGUCCCUUUGAAAGUUAAAUUUCACCAUGCUAAGAAACAAAUGGCACAUUUCGACACUAUAAACUGAUGGGCAAUAUAAAGUGUUAUGCCUAUGACAGCUGUUAAAAUGAAAUGUAUACUGUGUGCUGGAUGCAGUGUAUACACAUUAGCUGCAGGGUAAGAAGAAUCGUUAUUAUUUGUCUAGCACCUUUCCUAAACCCAAGGACACUGAAUAUGACUUACUUGAUCAAGCAUACAAGCUUUGAAAUAGUGAAGUGGCAUUAUCACCCCCCCCACCCACCCACACCUCACUUUCUCUAUAUUCAAUGUCACAGCAGACCACAAAGUGGCAAGUUUUAUGAAGAAGGGCUCAAGGUUUAGCGUUUGACAUUACGCGGCAGGCCGAUUAACAGCCUGAAGUGCCUCAGCUUUUUGGGGUGAGGAGGGGUGAAGCUCGGCUGUGGAGGGGCCCCGAAACGACCUCCCCGCUCCCCCUGCCAGGUCUGCUGAGGUGACUGGCAGUAAAUAAGGGGGUGUGAUUGGGCGGGUGGGGGCGGCUGCCAUGACAAUGCUGUUUUAUUGCCGUUUACCCGCCUGGACGUGUUGAUCCGCCCCGAGGUCUCACUUUGUUUAAUAUUAAACACUUUGUCAGGAUAACAGAGAAUACUUGUCAGGAUAGUUCUCUGCUAACGGUACAGCUGAAUUUAGUAGGUCUUUGCUAGCACAAUCCUAGCAUUUCAUUUAAUACUUGAUAUACGUUUUCAGGCUUGAUGACUAAGCUAACCGUAUUGUUGAUUCUAGUACAUCUUGCUACACUGAAAGUUUUUAAUUAUCCUUGUCUGCUCUGCUGUGAUAUAAUGAUAAAUGAUAGCAUUAUACACCGAUGAACCAAAACAUGACCACCUGACUAAUAUGCUGUUGGUCCUCCACGUGCCGUCAGAACAGCUCUAACCCAUCAGUGCAUGGACUACAAGUCCUCAGAAGGUGUCCUGUGGUAUCUGGCACCAAGUUGUUAGCAGCAGAUCCUUUAAGUCCUGUAAGUUGCGACCCAGGGUUUCCCAGCAGUUUCCCAACACACCUCCACUGGCUUGUCUUCCCAUAGUGCAUCCUGGUGCCACCUCUUCCCCAGUUAAACGAUGAACAUGUAUCCGCCCAUCCACAUGAUGUCAAAGAAAACGGGACAAGGUCCAGUUCCGAUGCUCUUGCCCAUUGUAGGUGUUUUCCACAGUGGACAGAGGUUUGCAUGGGCACUCUGAACGGUCUGCUAACUGGGCGCUCCCUAUAAGCCUUGCCGUUUUGGAGAAGCUCCAACCCAGUCUUCUGUCCAUAAUGAUCUGGCCCUUGUCAAGGUCACUCAGGUCUUUACGCCUGUCGAUUUCUCCUGCAUUUCAACAUGUUGACUACAGGAGCCAACUGUUUGCUUGCAGUCUAAAACAGUGCAGUCCAAAAGUCUGAGACCACUAAUAACAAUUUGAGUGAAAAGUUGAAGAAAUGACAUUACAGAAUUUCUUUGUAUUUCGUAAGUCCACUUUUUGUUUUAAAUGCAACGUGCACUCAAGCUGGCAUGGAUUCCACAAAUGUGUGGAAAACCUGAUGAUUCAUGUUAUCCCAGCAUUAUUUGACAAUGUCCCAAAGAGCAUUUUGUGACGUUACUGAAUGCUUGGCUUUUGUCAGUCUUCAAAUGUCUCCAUAAAUGUUCAAUGGGGUUGAGCUCAGGUGGUUGUGGAUUGUCCAGCACUCCUUGCUCUUCUUUAGUCUUCAAGUAGUUCUUGCAAGGCUUUGUUUAAUUUCAUUUUUUUCUAAAUCCUAAAACUUUCUGUUUAUUUCCAGAAUUAUAUGGGGGAAAAAAACCUAGAUUUUCAAUGUGGCCUCAGACUUCUGGACCCCACUGUAUAUCCCAGACCUUGACAUGCACCGUUGUUAUGAAAUAAUCAUUUUUAUUCACUUAAUGUAUGGUCAUAAUGUUUUGGCUCAUUGGUGUAUAUUUUUCUACCAGGUGGGAGAUUUACUUUAAUUGCUGCCUGAGAUGAGCUUCUUUCACUGAAUAAAAAUAACUAUUUUAUAUAGCCUAUAUUACACUUCUUAUGUGAGUCUGCCCAAAAGUGUCCUCAUACUUUGAAGAACAAAAUAUAAAUUUUGUUUUUAUAGGGGGGUUGGAAUUUCCAGUGAAUGUGUAAAUCAACUAACUUGAGAGAAUGUAAAUCAUUUGAAAAAUACUUGUUCUUCCGAGUGCUUUUGCGAAUAUAGUGGCACCAGUUGUAAACAGCAAUUCCAAACAUCAUUGGGAUGGCUAAUUUCCGCGACGCAUAUAUUGGGUAUUAAUUGUGUGCUGUUUGCAAUAUCACAGAAUUUUGACUAUAAAAACUAACAUUUUGAUAAGCAGGACAGUACCUGUUUGAUAGUAUCCUCAGUGAGCUAGGGUUUCAAUCUGCUGGAUUAUCUUGGUCUCGUCCAGCAAGAAUGGCUCCUGAUUGAUCGGCUGCCUGAAGUCUGUGCGCCUGCCGAUAGUCGCAAUCCUGAGCCGUUACGGAGUGGAACAAAGUGCUAGCAAGCAACCCUACAAUCCAGAUUAAACAAUUUUGGUUACUCCAUUCAUGAGUCAGAUUAAAUUUCUGAAUCUGAAUUUCUUCAACUGUAUAUAAAAAAUGCCAAAUGUAUUUAAAAGGUAAAGCUUAAAAUUGGUUGCUGUAAAUGCGAUCCAGUAGCAGGCUACUGUAUAUCAAAAUAAUUAUUCCAUCUCCUCUUGUCAUGCAUUUACUGGAAUUAUUAUCCUCUCCAGACAGCUAAUGUACAAGUUCAGGUGUUGAAAGCAGGAUGAAAGCCAUCUUAAAUCCCUCUAAGAGAGUCACAGAUGCAGGCGAGGCAAUAUGCAAGCCAAGAGUAAAUUCUGUUUUUGAUAAUUGAGCUUUUAUGCACUGCUUUCUGGACUCUAGUCAUAAUACUGUUACUACUCCAGGGCUUUAUGAGUGUCUGACAACCAACACAGAAUGGUAAUGAAGGCCUGAAAAAUUGCUUUAUGCCCUUAUGCACUCCAUUGUAUGUUUGUUUACCACACAGGCAUGUUCUUUAUUCUGUCUGAUGCGUAUUAUCCCUUUAUCAAGUUGGAUACUGAUUGAACCAAAAAGCACAAUUCAGUAUCCAAAUUCAACACAUUUUUAGUAUGUUCUUUCUCAGCAUUACCUGUACAUGAAUAUGCAGUAUGUAAUAAAGUGACAUGCAUUUUGAGUCUAAA